Molecule: messenger RNA, 558 nt
Organism: Acanthochromis polyacanthus (spiny chromis)
Lineage: Eukaryota; Metazoa; Chordata; Actinopteri; Pomacentridae
Product: ATP-dependent RNA helicase DDX55-like
Exons: 8
Coding region: 1-558 (185 amino acids)
Cellular component (GO): nucleolus
Molecular function (GO): nucleic acid binding; ATP binding
Source: RefSeq, a predicted model, not a curated record
AUGGAGUCCGCCUGUAUUCCGCUGUUUAUGAGCAACAAAGAUGUGGCUGCUGAUGCGGUGACUGGGAGUGGAAAGACACUGGCCUUCGUCAUUUCUAUUAUAGAACUGCUCCUGAAGCGAGAAGAGAAACUAAAGAAGAUGCAGGUUGGUGCCUUGGUGGUGACUCCCACCAGAGAACUGGCCCUCGAGAUCAGUGAAGUGAUGGAGCAGUUUAUUCAGAAAUUUCCCCAGUUUACGCAGAUUUUGCUAAUUGGUGGCAACAACCCAAUAGAAGAUAUGGAGAAGUUCAAGGAUCAGGGGGCCAACAUUGUGAUUGUGACACCAGGUCGUCUGGAGGACAUGUUCAGGAGGAAGUCUGACGGUCUGGACCUGGCCAGCUCAGUAAAGAGUCUGGAUGUGCUGGUGCUGGACGAGGCUGACAGACUGCUCGACAUGGGCUUUGAGGCCAGACGGCCCAUCAGUCAGCGGCAGCAGGAGGCCGUCAGCCAACGAGCGGGACAAAGGGUCUACAUGAAUCCUCGAAGAAUUUCAGAAGAUGAGAAGAUUGACUGGUCUUAG